Molecule: messenger RNA, 3254 nt
Organism: Osmia bicornis bicornis
Lineage: Eukaryota; Metazoa; Arthropoda; Insecta; Hymenoptera; Megachilidae
Gene: tamo
Exons: 5
Coding region: 160-2013 (617 amino acids)
Cellular component (GO): cytoplasm
Source: RefSeq, a predicted model, not a curated record
AAGAUCUCUAUUCUCCAAUAUCUCUUAUCCUGCUUUUAUUUUACAUUGAUAUUAUUCUUAUAUUAUUUCUUGUCAAUUAGAUCUUUAAUAUCAUACAUUAUUUAUGUUAACAUUUGUUUCUUUAUUUAUGUAAAAGAAUUUAAAUGUUAGUUGACAAAAAUGGCGAAUGACUUAAUAAUGAAAGGUAAAGAUAGAUUACAAGAAAUUAGUACAAAAUUAGAACAAAGUCAUUUGGUUUAUUUACAAACAGAUGACAGUCCUUUAAAACUACAACAACGUCAUAAACUUGAAGGUUUUAUCAAAGAAUAUCUUUGCCUUGUUCCAAAUGAAAAUAAAUAUGUAUUUCAAGAAACUGCAGAUAUAUUGCAUAGAUCAGCAGCUACAUUGCAGGAUUUUAGUGGAUAUAGAGCUGCAACUGCAUGGAGUGCUAUUUCUUUAUAUGCAGCUAAUCUUUUGGCUCAACCUUGGAGAAAAGAAUAUAGAAUUUUAAGGACUUAUAGUGGAUAUUAUAAACACGAGGUAGAAGCAAAUUUAAUAGGAGCUGAGUUAAUGUUUGAACAGAUGGGAUACAAGCACACAGGGUUAGGAGUACUCACAUUAGAAGGUCCUAUUGAUCCUGAUAAAGUAUCUAGCGUGAGCAGAGAUGCAAUUGUUGCUUUUGUUGAAUGUCAGAUUUUAAAGCAAAUAUGGGAGAAUGUUUCACAGAAUUGUACCAUCUCAUGGUUAGAAGUUUUAGAAUUUCGAGAAAAUCAUGUUGGUACACCAGAGCAAGCGAUUAGGGCGUUAAAUUAUCGUUUUCUCGAAAAGAUGCAUCAAAAUCGACCAAAGGCAGAAAAUUAUAGGGACUAUCAUUAUCCACAAGCCACAUGCAUAGAUGCAGCAUCACCAUCGGUUCCCUAUCACAUAAUGCCUCCCAAUUAUAAUAUGCCAAUGCCUGCAUGUCAGUCAGAUUAUCGGUACAUAGAAGACACAAGUACGAUACCUGGAAAUUACAGAUACUUUCAGCCGAUGGAUCACGGUUUUGUCAAUCGAUGUAGUGCCUAUGGAUGUUUACCGCAGGGUAACAAAUAUUUGAGCGGUGUUAAUCCUUAUUAUACUACAAUGCCUGCAUACACAAGGGUGCCGACAUGUAGAUUAAUCGAGCUUGAUAUGCCUGUUUCGGUUGCUAAUUAUGAUAAGUUACAUAAUCGUAAAUCUUCUCACCGAAUAUCGGAUUUGGAUGAUGUAGUUUUUUACAAAAAACAGUCAAGUGACGGAGAUCAUUAUGACUAUGGAAGAAUAGACAAGAAGUUCACUAAAUCGGCCAGUGAGAAAAACAGUUACGAUUCCUGGGAUUUUGUAUAUAGAAAUUUGGAAAGUUUAGGAUAUUCCAAGGAUCUUGGUGAUCGAGAAGAUGUUUUACACAAACGAGAGUAUGAUUUACGAGUAAAUAAACAAAAACCACAUAAACAGAAUGACAGUGAUGAGAAAUAUAGUACGCAUCGGUUUGAGAAGAAUAAAAGCGGUAGAAUUGAUGUGAAUGACGUAGAUUCACCUGUAACAAAUGGCCGGCAUCAUCACGAUACUUUACCUUUUAAAAAGAAGUCUUCUUCUUUUGACUUAAUGGACUCCAAUAGAUAUCACGAUACGUUCUCCGAAAAUCAUUUAUCUUCUCAUAAUAAAGAGAAAAAACAUGGCAGUCAGACGCUUCCGCUUCAACGUUCGCAUAGGUCAUCGGAUCAAAUUGUAAAAAUUGCAGAUACGUUGAAAAAUAUGGAACUUCCUCGCCCGGAUAAAGAACGUGAAACGAAAGGUGCAUCUGUAGGAUGGAAUUGUGCUACUUGCACUUAUCUUAAUUCUCAGUCGAAAGAGAUUUGUGAAAUGUGUGGAAAAUCUAGGCACAAAGGAAACGAGGAUAAGCCAUUAGCGAGUGGUGGAAAGGAAUGUCCAAAAUGUACGUUGGUAAAUGAAAAGAAUGUCUCGAUCUGUGAUGCCUGUGGUACCAGCUUAAAAGAUUCACCUACCUACAUUUAGAUAAACUAAUUGAGAAAAAUUAUAUACAUCGUUUUUCAUUGUAUCCAAAUUGAAUAGAAAUGGUAAGCACGUUGCCUGGAUACUAUUCUUCUAAUAUUAAUAUUUAAGGUAUUUGAAAAAAAAAGUGUUAUUGUGUACUUACAUUAGCUUGCAACAGCCAAUAUAAGUGGUAACACAAUUUUUUUUUCAAUCACUUUAUUUAGAAAAAGGAUUUUUAAAGUAUUACUAUAUUAAUCGAAUUUAAAAUUUUUCAAAAUACACAUAUAAUGGAAAUGUACAAUUAUUUAUUUAAAACUGUUCAAGUAGAUUUGUGAUAUGGAUAUAUUAGUAUUAUAUGGUGGCCUAUUACUUGUUUGAACAAGAUAAUAAUAAACAUAUGCGGAUAACAACUGUGUCUCGAUUCUAAUUAAAAUUGGAAAAAUGAUUGAGGUUGAAGGGAUAUUGAAACUGUUGCUGAAUUCUGAUUGUUGAUAAAUGUUUAACUGCAUAUUUAAUUUGAAAAUAUACAGUUAGAAAAUAUCUGCACAUGUUUAUCUAAAAGUUGAGCAACUAAAGAAUCAUCAUCGAUAUUUGAUAGCCUAAAUAAUUUGUAAUACUAAAAAUAAUAUACAAAUUAUUUAUUAUACAGCAUAUAUACUGGUGUCCAUAAAAGGAAUAAAAAAAGAAAAUAUAGAAAAAUAAUUGUAUGUUACAUAUACUGAAGUGUUGUUUAGACAAAAAAGAGAUAUAAAUUGGUAUUGUUAUAAUAUGCAUACACGUAUAAAUACAGAUAUAUGCAUACGUGUCUCGCAAUAUAUUUAUGUAUAUUGCAGUUAUUUUUUUUUUUUUUUUUAAUGUCAAAUUAUAAAUUAUUGUUUUUUGUUUAUUGAUUUUUAUUAACGUUGAUAUACAAAAAUUAAUUGUUUUAAUUGUCAAGAAAUUAUACGUUGUUGCAUUAUCUAAAUUGAAAAGGAAGAAAAAUAUAAAUAACCCUUUUCAUGUUUUGAGUGCUAGUCUAUGGAAUGUUGGUCAUAAAGUUAAUCAUUUUUAUAAAGUUGGCUCAAUUAAAAUUUGAUGAAUGUUAAAUGAGUGCAAAGAAAAACUAAUACAAUUCACUUGUAUUUAUUGUUUUAAUCAUUUUUUGUUGACCAGACAAUAUGACUGUAGAAUUGGUACUUGCAUACCUAUAGAAAACAAAUGUAAAUUACACAGUACUAGGUAGAUUGCACAGUAUCUUAAUCAAUAAAGAUAUGUUCCAUGUC